AACCUUUCUCUCUUUUUAGCAGCAUUAUAAUGCACAUUCCAAUUGAUAAGCUGUCCAUUCAUCGGAAAAGCCCCGAGGAAAUGUCUGAGCGAAACGCUUUUCAACAAUUGGCAACGUCCAGCUCAAUCAAAUAAAUGCGCCAUUGACAAGAUUUCUAAAAUAUCAACGAAAAAUACGAGCUGCAAAGCAAACUAAUAGGCAUAAAGGACAGUAAAGAAUAGAGAAGGCAGAAAACUUGCCUCUUCAGCCAAUUAAUUUUUUUUUUUUUGUAAACUGUGACGCUGUGCGCGAAAAGCCUUCAAAAUUACGACGUAUCACCCACCCACGCCCAAAGUCAAACAGAACCCGGCCAAUAUGGACAGCACAUCCGGGCCGGGUGCGUUUGACGAUGAGCCGCCGCCAGAACCCCGGGAUGGCUGGCUACUGGUGCGCAUCCAUGUGCCGGAGCUGAAUGUCUACAAGUGUCUUCAGUUCCCAUCGGAGCGUCUCGUCUGGGAUGUCAAACAGCAGGUGCUCGCCUCACUGCCAAAGGAGCUUAAGGAGAGCUUCAACUAUGGCCUCUUUGCGCCGCCCUCCAAUGGCAAGGCGGGCAAAUUUCUGGACGAGGAACGACGCCUGGGCGACUAUCCAUUCAAUGGACCAGUUGGCUAUCUGGAGCUCAAGUACAAGCGUCGCGUGUAUAAGAUGCUGACCCUGGACGAACGCCAGCUGAAGGCGCUGCACACACGCGCCAAUUUGCGUCGCUUCCUGGAGUGCAUCAAUGGCGGGCAUGUCGAGAAGAUAGCCAAGAUGUGUGCCAAGGGCCUCGAUCCCAAUUUUCAUUGCUCAGAAAGCGGCGAGACGCCGCUCUCCGUGGCCACCGGCGCCAAGAAGCCCAACAAGCUGCUCAUUGCUUUAGUCAAUGGCGGUGCUCUGCUGGACUAUCGCACCAAGGAUGGCACCACGGCGCUUCAUCGAGCCGUCGAACAUGACUCGCUCGAGGCAGUUAGCACACUGCUGGAGCUGGGCGCCUCGCCCAAUUAUCGUGACGGACGUGGAAUAACGCCCCUGUACAUUUCCAUAACACGCAAAUGCGAGGCCAAGAUCACGGAGAGCCUUUUACACGAUCACGCCACGCUGGGCAUACAGGACAGCCAGGGCUGGAACGAGGUGCAUCAGGCCUGUCGGCAUGGCCUGGUGCAGCACUUGGAACACUUGUUGUUCUACGGUGCUGACAUGGAUGGACGCAAUGCGUCCGGUAACAGCCCGUUGCAUGUUUGCGCUGUUAACAACCAAGAGGCUUGUGCUAGAAUGCUUCUCUUUCGCGGCGCACAACGCGGUGCCCAGAACUUUGCCAACCAAACUCCCUAUCAGGUUGCUGUCAUCGCUGGCAACUUGGAACUUGCCGAAAUAAUUGAGAACUACAAAUCUGAGGAUAUUGUACCCUUCCGGGGACCACCGCGCUACAAUCCGAAGCGCCGCUCGGGCAUCGGCUGGCUGAGCGCCAACGGGGCCGCUGGCGCUGGGCUGCUUGCUGCGGCUGCCGGUGGGCUGGAUGGUGCAGGGGGCGCUGGUGCCGGGCCAGGUGGCGGCAUGUGUGUGAAUGGCAACGGAGGCGGGAGUCUGAUGGGCACGCUCUCGCGCCAGCAACUGCAGCAGCUGCAGCCGCACCAGACCCAGAACCAGCCCCAUAACCAUAACCAGCACGUGCAGCAUUUGCACCACCAGCACCAGCACCAGCAGCCGCAUCUGCAGCUGCACGGCCCGCCCUCGCCCUGUCCAUCGGAGCACAUGCUGGGCGCCUACAGCUCGGCCAGUUCGAGCCUAUCCGAGGGCUCGUCGGGACACCGCUCUCACGAGGACGACAUCAGCAUUGUGACAGAUAAAUCGCUGGGCGACACCAGCGACAUCAUCAGCGACUCGUCGGGCGUGGGCACCAAUUCGGAUUCGGCGGCCUGCUCGAUCGGGCAUCCCAGCACCACGGUGGUGUGCAUGGAGCCCUAUGCGGGCAAUACAGUGGGUCACAUACGGCUGCAGCCGGGCGAUGUGAUCGAGGUGGUGGGCAGCACCGACUGCGGCCUGCUCGAAGGUUAUGUGCGCGGCACCAAUCAGUCGGGCUUCUUUCCCGCCGACUGCGUGCAGGAGGUGAAUCUGCGCCAGAAGCACAUCACAAAUGUGAUGACCGCCAGCACGGGCAUGGCUGCUCCACAACAGCAGCAGCCGCUGCAGCCACAGCCCGCCUCCUACCAGGGCUCGCCCCAACUGAGCCUGGGCGGGCACUCGGGCAGCUCUAGCACGCUGCUUCAUCAGCCCCAUCAGUCGCCCUCGCUCUCGAUGACCAGCAACGGCUCCUGCCAGCAGCAGCAGCAACAUCUGGCGGAGGGCAAUGGCGGCCACAUGGGCAACAACUCCAUUGGACAAUACAGCAGCGCCACAGCGCCUCGGAUCAAGAAAGGGGCCUACAAUGCGCCCCGCUCCGUGGUGCUGCAUCGAGCCAAGCGCGGCUUUGGCUUCAUUUUGCGCGGCGCCAAGGCCAGCUCUCAGUUGAUGCAGCUGCGUCCCUCCGAGCGCUUUCCGGCGCUGCAGUACUUGGAUGACGUGGAUCCCGGCGGUGUCGCUGACAUGGCCGGACUGCGUCCGGGCGACUUUUUGCUCACCAUCAACGGCGAAGAUGUCAGCGCCGCCUCGCACGAACAGGUCGUCGAGAUGAUACGCUCGGCGGGCGCCCUGGUCAACAUGACCGUUGUCUCGCCACAGUUUCCGCUCCAGAUGCAGGCUAGCGCUCAGUACUUGCCGAGUGGCGCACGCGCCGGCAGCCAACAUCUGAACAGUGGACCCAGCACGCCGCAGAGCGCGCACCGCCAGUGCGCCACGCUGCCGCGUAAGAUGUCCAUGGGCCCGGGCAGUCAUGCCAGCGGCAGCUCCGCCUCGGGCGGCGGUGGCAGCGUGCGCAUGGCGCCCAUGCCGCCACGACGUGAUCCCAAGACGACGCUUAGUGUGGGACGUGCCAGGGCCAAGUCUAUGGUCGCCGGCCUGGAGAAUGGCGGCGAGAAGGAGCAGGACGAGGUGCCGCAUACCAAAUCCAAUUCGGUGGAGUCCAUUGCAACGCCCACACCCACACAUCCGGGCACACCGGUACAGCUGCGCACGGCCAGCAUCAAGGCGCGGCCCACAUCCAGCCGCAUAACCGCCGCCGAGCUGGAGGAGCUCUUCCAGCGGCAGCAGGGCGAGGGCAGCGCCUCGAGCGCCAGCCGUUAUGCGACCAUGAUGACCAGCUCGCGCUUCCAGUCGGGCACGGACAGUGGUGCCGCCACGCCCCCAGCUGCCAAUGGCUCACCCAUGCGCACCGGGCCGCUGGUCUAUGGCAGCGUAGCCGAGAUGAAGCGCAAGACGGCCAGGAGCAAGCACGGUAAUGGCACGCUGCGCGGCAAGCCAGUGGCCACGCCCACAGUAGGUGGGGCGAUUGUUGGCAGCGGUCGCGAUCUGAAGCGUUUCCACUCAACGCCCGAUCUGCACGGGCCGCAGCUGCACGGCUCCGCCUCGUCCAUCUGGCAGGCGGCGGGCAAGGGCCACCACUCGCAGGACGACGUGGCCACAUUGCACGCCUCGCUACAGCGCCUCAACACGGCGGGCCACAAGGAGGAGAGCAAAGCUGCUGCUGCUGCUGCUGCUGCUGGUGGAGCAGUGCUGCCGCCGCCCAAUCACCCACCGCCGCCGCCGCCCGUCGGCCAGGUGGUCAAGGUGGAGACGCGCAGUAGCGUAUCGGAGUACGAGAGCACAAUAUCCUUGCAACAGAAGCUGAAGAAGCGCGCCGAGAACGACGCAGUCACCUCGGCGGCCAUCGAUGGCGUCCAGAGCAGCUUCAAUCCAUCGGCCAAUGCCAAGAUCUAUGCCUCGCCGCAGGAGCUGCGCAACGUGAUGGCCUGGAAGCUACGGCAGGCGCAGGAGAAGCCGCAGCAGGAAGCCGCCUCACAGCAACAACAGCAGCAGCCGCAGCAGCAACAUGUCAGUCAAUAUGCGGCGCCCACUCAGCUGCGUGCCCAGGCACCUGCUUCAGCCGGCUCCCAUUAUGCGGCGCCACAGCUACAGCAGCCACAGCCGACAACAGCACAAGCCGCAGCAGCAGCAGCACCUCAAUCGCCGCCAGCUCCGCCACCGCCGGCGCCACAACCACCGCCAGCAGCAGCUGCCGCACAAGAGCAGCAGCAGGCGAAUGGCAAUGCAACGGCAACUGUUGCAGGUGCCACAGCUGGCGCGGCACCGCCCAUUCCCGAGCCGGAUUACAGCUGCAGCGAGUCGGAUGGCGAGGAUGAGAACUCGAUUCUGGUGGCGCGCAACACGAAGCUCAAUGAGAAAAUUGCGCUUUUCGAUGUGCCGGAAACAAGCGGCAACAGUCAGGCCAGCGGCAGCAGCUCUGCCUCUGGCUCAGGUGCCUCCAUUUCGCACUCGCUGUCCGUGGAGGAAAUUCAGCGCAUACGCAGCAAUCUUAAGACCUCCAAGUCCUCGCCCAACGGCUUCCUCAAGAAGGAAGACGAGCAACAGCAGCAACAGGCGCAGCAGCCGCAACAGUUGCUGCCACAGCCUGCUGCUGGCGAGGACGAGUGCGACAACAGCAGUUCCGGCGUGAGCAGCGAUCAGGAGCUACUGGCUACGGGCGUUGGCAAGCCCACGGAUACCAUCAAGAAGAAGCCAAGCGUGACCAUUGUCGAAGAGCCCAAGACCAUACCCGAUCCGCCGGCUAAGCCCCUGGCCAAGACAACCAUCAGUAUUGGUGCAGCAACAGCAACAGCAACAGCAACAGCAACUGUUAAGCAACUAGUGCAGCAGCAACAUGCACCAGUCAUACAGCAGCAGCAGCAACAGCUGAGCAGCAAGCCAGCUACAACUGUUGCUAACAAGCUGCCAGCAACAGCAGCAACAGCUCAAAUCAAAUCGAAUCAGCCGGUGCUCAGUCCUCAAGUGCUGGGCCGCAUACCCAAUGUGCAUCACCAGCAACAGCUGCAGCAGCAACAGCAGCAGCAGCAGCUGCAUCAUCAAUCGAAUCCCAAUCUGAAGCUGAUUGCCACACAGCAGCAGAUACUGCAGCAGCAACAACAGCAACUGGCGCAUCAGCAACACUUGCAGCAGAUACUCAAAGCCAAAGCAGCGGCCGCUGGUGGCGCCAGCACUGCCGCCCUGGUCGCCAAACAGCAACAGCAGCUGCACAAGAGCCACGACUCGGAGCUAGAGCAGCGCUCCGAUCUGGAUGAUGAUGACGGCGAGCUAAGUCCGUCGCCGCCGGCCAAGGCCUUUCAGCGCCACAAUUCGCUCACGCGUAAACAGGCGGCGGCCAUUGCCAUGCAGCGUGGCGCCACGCGCACCACCGCCGUCUCGCUGGUCCAGUUGCCGCCGCCCCUCGAGGCAGACAGCGACGGUGAGCCAACACAGCAGCAACAUCUACAGCACCACCAGCAGCAGCAGCAGCAGCAGCAGAUGGCCACGCAUAUUGUGGGCAUGCUGCCCAGCGGCCAACUGGUGGCUGUGCCUUCUGCUGCCGUUGCUGCUGCUGCUGCUGUGCCGCAGCCGGGCAACAACAAUCUGCAGCUGUGCACCGAGAAUCUGGUACUGGCGCCGCCGCCGCAAUUCUGUGAUUGCAACGAUGCCAAACACACGCCACAGUACCAUCCACAGCAACAGCAGCAGCAGCAGCAACAUCUGCAGCAGCAACAGCAGCAGCUACUGCAGCAGCAGCAGCGUCACCAGCAGCAACUGCAAUUGCUGCAACAACAACAUCAGCAGCAGCAGCAGCAACAACAGCAGCAGCAGCAACAACAGCAGCAUCAGCGGCUGUCUGGUGGCGCUGGCGCUGGCGCAGUGGGCACCUUGGGCCGUGUGCGCAUUGUCGGCGCCAUGCCCAAGGCCAAUCAUCACAGACUGCACUAAAGCAAUCGAUAUAUAGUAUAUAAUCGAUAAUUCAACAAUUUGCCAAAAACGUUAAAACGUUAACUAGAAUUACAUCAAACAGUCAUUGCCAUUCACAACGAAUAGCUGCACUCGAAAUUACGACACACACACUCACACACACACACACACACACACACAUGCGCACCUUGGCAACAUGUUGCCAGCAACAUGUUUUCGAAUCAAUUUUAAUUGCAACAUGUAUGCAAAUGCUAUCGAUGUAUAUUAGUAAAAUUAACAUUUAAUUGAAAAGCAUAAAAAAAUAACAUUCAAGUUCAAAGCAUGUAAAAACAUAUACUAAAAAAAUCACGAUAACAAAAAGGUAAUUAGUUAAUAACGCAAUAUGGCACGAGCACGAUUUUUAAUUUGUUUAAUUUCGAAAAAAAAAAACAAAAGAAAGAAUUGUUCUUUUAUUUUAUUAUAUUUAUUGCGUGUGAUAUAAAUUUAUGUUUGCGGCGUAAACGCAGCAAAGUAGAGGAAAGUGAAAAGAAGAAGCAAAAAUAUUGAAAUAUUUUUAAUCGAGCAUUCGAAACAUGUUUGCAAUAUUUAAGUAAAAUUCAAUCUAUGUAAAUCUUAAACAUUAAGUUCUUAAAAUUGAAAACAAACUGAACCUAUUACGAAAGACUCAGUUUGUUUUCGAGCUGCACAAGUGGAAAUUUUGGCAACUGUUGUGGAAAUGCUCAAUCACAAAUGUUUGCAUUAUGGUUUUCCACAACAAAUGCCCGUGACAAGCGUUAAUCAUUAGCCUAAGCAUCGAGUGUUUAACUAGAAGCUAGAACUUUGUUUCAAGUGCAUUUCAACUGCAUUUCAAUAUCCAUCCAUUCAUCAAUAUUCACGCGUUCGAAUGCACAAACCAUUCAACACUCACAUCUAAUCUAAAGUUUAGUGCUACUUUUUAGAGGAACAAAAGUAAUCAUAAUAAUAAUAAUAAUGAUAAUAAUGAUACUAAUAGAGUUUGAAUUUGGGCAUUUAGUCGAGUCGAGUCAAAUGAAAUACAGUAAACUAUACUUAACUAAAUCACUGCAAGUAAUUAACUAAUUAACAAUUGAACGCAUUUUUAAAAAGCAUAUUUAAUAUAACUUAUAACGAGCGGCAAAACUUUUGUAAGCGUACAUUUUUGGUAGUAAAAUUUACAGAUUUAUACUUUUAACGCCCUUUUUGUAUAAUUGUUUUUUAGAGAGAAUCUUUAACUUGCGCAAGUAUUACAAAGUAAAAUUGAAAGACACAUAAAGAUAAUAUAAUUCAAAUAUAACGAUAAUAAUUUUGAAAUUGAAAGAGGUUCUCAAGUAUUUGCAGGCACUUGCCGCAAAUGAACCCACAGAAAUGCGUAUUCACAAGUAACAAUUAUUAUAACUAAGGCUGAUUUUAUUGCAUAAUAGUACGUGCAACAUGCAACGUGCAACAUUUAACAUUGAUUACUAGCAAUUAACCACAUUUAAAAACUCAACUAAUGCAACAAACAGGCAACAGGCAAAGGCAUUUACACUGUUUAAGCAAAACCCGUUAAAUGAAAGUGUCGCAAAUAAUUUAUAACUAAUAAUAAUAAUAAGCUAAAUAUUUAAACAUUUAGUAUUGGCAGGCCGCACCUUUGCACUAGCAUCUAAGUGUUGAAAAGUUAUUAAUCAUAGCCCCACACAUACAUACAUACAUGCAUACAUACAUGCAUUCACACACACACACACACGAAUGCACACGCACAUAUACAUGAAUAUUGGCAGAGCUAAACUCUAAUUAGAUUUAGCACACUAUUUAGUUCCCGCAAUAGUUUCUAAUUAUUUGUAAAUCGUUUUUAGUUCAACACCUGCCCCCCAACCCUCUUCCCUUUUAGCCCUCUAAUUUUAGCCAAGCUUGUUUUAUGUUUAAGUUAACUGCGUGGAUAUAUCCAUGUCGAGUUGUCAUGCACGUCCUACCUAUCAGAACUAUACCAUAUAAUAUAAAACACACACACAUACACAUAGAUCGGGUACAUGCAAAGUAAGCGAAUAUGAUAAAUAUGCUAUACACAUUUAUAAUGUUAAACAAUUGAAGCACACAUACAUACACACACACAUUGAAUGUAUUUACAAUUGUGGAAUAUAAUUAUAUUAAGUCAUAAAAUAUGCAAUUAUGUAUUAUGAACAUGCGUAUAAAGAAAUCAAUAAAUAUGAAUGAAAAUUA
This is a messenger RNA of Drosophila virilis, 8076 nucleotides long. The record is from RefSeq and is a predicted model, not a curated record. NCBI's taxonomy places the organism in Eukaryota, Metazoa, Arthropoda, Insecta, Diptera, Drosophilidae.